UUCCAAAGUUCAACUUGCUUAUCACGCGACUUUGCCAUCACAGAAGAAUCUGUGCAGUUAAUUAAGCGUAGAUCUUUGCCGGAGGCCAUUUUUCUUCUGGAAAUAAACAAAAUGGACUCGCGACUGAGUUUAGCAGAAUCCUUGUGGCUCGUUGUUGUUACUGCAACGAUGGCUCUGCUAAAUUGUCCGGGAGUGGAGGGAAACACAUGUCCCAGCUCCUACCCCUUCUAUUCCUGCCCACGACCUGGUGACCUGACCAAAGACACGGUGUGCUGUAUGCGCAGUAGCAGAUACAGCUGCUGCACCCCUGAAUACAUUCAAGGGUGGGGUAUUGCUUUGAUAGUUGUCGGCUGCAUCUUUUUCACCACCCUCAUAACCGUCUCCAUUUGCCUCUGUUGCCGCAAGAGGAAACGCCAAGAGUACACCAUCAUCCGAGACAACUGCCCUCAGCCCCACCAGCACGGGGUGAUCGUCGUCUCGGCCCCGCCACCCCCACCUGGCCAGUACGGUUACAGCGCCAUGGCCUACCCGCCCUCGAACGUCAGUCUCCCACCACCCUACCAAUCCAAGCCACCGGUAGCGCAGUCAUCACCGAGACAGCAGGGCAAUGAACUCAGCGAAAAUGAGGAAGAUGCUGUUUAGGCAAAUUUUGAGGGCUGCGCUUACCUAGCUGGCUAUGCAAAUGGUUAAAAUUUCGUCUUUUCUUAAACACGUGGUUAAAGACAUAAGGGAAUAAAGACGGGGGUUUACAGUGAAGGAGAACGAAUAUCUAAAAAAAAAACUAGAUUUUGUGGAAACUUGUGUCAUCGGGGAUCUGUUCUUAAUUAUGACGACAUCGACGGUGCCGUGAUGGCGAUGGUUGGUAACGAGGAAUAGGAUGGCAGCGGAUAGUGCAGUGACGGCAAUGUUCAAGUUUGUCGAUGGCACGGUCAGGGGUUAUUUAGACUAGUGAUCCUGAAUGAGAAAAGAUAAUUACG
Messenger RNA from Acanthaster planci (crown-of-thorns starfish), 977 nucleotides. RefSeq lists its product as uncharacterized. The record is from RefSeq and is a predicted model, not a curated record. NCBI's taxonomy places the organism in Eukaryota, Metazoa, Echinodermata, Asteroidea, Valvatida, Acanthasteridae.